Messenger RNA from Penicillium chermesinum, 633 nucleotides. RefSeq lists its product as uncharacterized. NCBI's taxonomy places the organism in Eukaryota, Fungi, Ascomycota, Eurotiomycetes, Eurotiales, Aspergillaceae. The coding region runs from base 1 to 633 and encodes 210 amino acids. The transcript has 2 exons. The record is from RefSeq and is a predicted model, not a curated record.
AUGUUCAGAACCAAGUCCCAGAAGUCCCAGAAGUCCAAGAAGGAGCAGAAGCAGCAGAAGCAACGGACGCGCCAGUGCUCUCUGACCCCGAGACGACACCCUCGCAAGCCACGACCUGCUACUCCCCCAAAGCCUACUGUCACUGAUAUCCCGGAGCCUACUACUGCUCCUGCUGCUGCUGUUGCUCCUGCUGCUGUUACUCCUGCUGCUGAAGCUGCUGCUCCUGCUGCUCCUCCUCCUGCUCCUGCUCCUGCUGCUCCUCCUGCUUCUGCUUCUAUUUCUCCUCCGCCGAGCCCUACUCCCACUGGUCCAACCAUCUCCGAGCCACCCAUUCCCAGCAAGCCCGCUAAUCUUUCUCCCCCGGCGACUAGCACCCCCUCUGAAGCCCGCCCCGUCGGCGGCCGCCGUAACAAGUCCGAUGACGAGGCCAAUGGCGCCACUCGCGGUGGCGAGCUGGUCCAUGGCGGUGCCGGCGCUAUCUCCAAUGCUGGCCUCCAGAUGCCCGGCCAGCUGCUGAACGACCCCGAUGAAAAGGGUGCCUUGAAGAUCAAGGUCCAUCUGAACCUUGCGGCGAAGGUCCGCCUGGACCUGGAUGCUCAGAUCUACGGUGAUGUGGUCAUUGGGCUGCUGUGA